AGCAUCGGCUCCCGUUCCGCGCUCGGAGCUCGCCGGCCUCGGGAAGCCGCUCAGACCUGCAGCCUAUGUGGGGCACGCGGGGGCAGCUGUCGCCAUACGUGUAACUUUUAAAUGGAAAAUGUCUCUCUCAAAGGCUGUCGAUGUCCAGUGGUCUGCAGUCCAUGAGCAGUUGACUAGUCCAGGUGUUUCUGCUUCUGUUCCCGUGCUAUGUGAAUUGGGAAUUCGAGAGAAGAGUGUGCAGGAUGGAGGAGUUGAGGGACAGUCGGCCCAAUAUGUCAAGACCUCUGAUCACUAGAUCCCCUGCAUCUCCAUUGAACAAUCAAGGCAUCCCCACUCCAGCACAGCUCACAAAAUCCAACGCACCAGUUCACAUUGAUGUGGGUGGGCACAUGUAUACCAGCAGCUUGGCCACGCUUACAAAAUAUCCCGAUUCCAGAAUUGGCCGGCUUUUUGAUGGCACAGAGCCCAUUGUCCUCGACAGUCUCAAGCAGCAUUAUUUCAUUGACAGAGACGGGCAGAUGUUCAGAUAUAUCUUGAAUUUCUUAAGGACAUCGAAACUCCUCAUUCCUGAUGAUUUCAAGGACUACAGUUUGUUAUAUGAAGAAGCGAAGUAUUUCCAGCUUCAGCCCAUGCUGGGAGAGAUGGAAAGGUGGAAACAGGACCGGGAGAGUGGCCGCUUCACAAAGUCUUGUGAGUGCCUGGUGGUGCGGGUUGCCCCAGAUCUUGGAGAGAGGAUUACACUGAGUGGCGAUAAGUCAUUGAUAGAAGAAGUGUUUCCAGAAAUCGGCGAUGUGAUGUGUAAUUCUGUCAACGCCGGCUGGAAUCACGACUCAACGCACGUCAUCCGAUUUCCACUGAACGGAUACUGUCACCUCAACUCAGUUCAGGUACUUGAGAGGUUACAGCAAAGAGGGUUUGAGAUUGUUGGCUCAUGUGGAGGUGGGGUGGACUCUUCCCAAUUCAGUGAAUACGUACUGAGACGAGAACUCAGAAGGACAUCUCGUGCACCCUCUGUCAUUCGAAUAAAGCAAGAGCCUCUGGACUAAAAUGGACAUGUUUCUUUAUGCAGAAAAAAAAAAAAAAAGAAGAAAGCAAAGAGGAAAACAAAAGGGGACUUUUCAUGUGCAGUUUGGACUCCAAACAAGUCCUGGAACUAAAAUUGAAUAAAAGACGCAUUUAUAUCGAAUAUAGAGACCACACCUGAAUUCAUAUGGGAACACUUGGAAUAGUAGUGAUGAUAAUAAUAAUAACCUCAAGAUAUAAAAGAAAACACACACACAUAAAAAAUAUGUAUGUAUAUGUAUGUCUGUACAUAUAUAUAUGUAUGUAUAUGUCAAGGGGUAGGAAAUGCAAUGAAAAAAAAGUGGUAGAUGAGGUUGGUGCUGUGAUGGCCAUUAAGUGUCCUAGGCCCUACCCGGGCCCACUUAACGGUGUACAAGCCAUUGCCAUGGGGGGUUCAUAGACUACUCUUCACCCAUUUUCCAUUGCCAAACAGCCAUCCACUUUUUAAUGUGUACACACCUUGAUUCAACUUUAUUUGCAUAUGGAGGUUUAUGUCUGUCUUUUUUAGAGGUGGUUGGGGAGGUGUUCAGGAGAUGACCAUCCAUGGCAUUGGAAAGCUUGUCAACUGAAUUUUAAAUGUAGUUUGUACAGAAGUCGCACACUUUUUGUCUGCCCUCACAGAUGUGAAAGGUUAACUUUUCUUUUGAAUUAGUUUUUUUGUUGUUUUUGUUUUGUGUUUUUCAAAGGGGGCCAGAAUAAUUAAUAUUUGGUAGAGAUGCUCUGGUUUGAAUCUGCUGCUUUCCUACAAUUUUUUCAAAUUUUAUAAUGUAUUAAAUACAAUAAACUCCUGUUUAAAA
Molecule: messenger RNA, 1859 nt
Organism: Manacus vitellinus (golden-collared manakin)
Lineage: Eukaryota; Metazoa; Chordata; Aves; Passeriformes; Pipridae
Gene: KCTD1
Product: potassium channel tetramerization domain containing 1
Exons: 5
Coding region: 243-1046 (267 amino acids)
Biological process (GO): negative regulation of DNA-templated transcription; protein homooligomerization
Cellular component (GO): nucleus
Molecular function (GO): transcription factor binding; transcription corepressor activity
Source: RefSeq, a predicted model, not a curated record